Suillus bovinus is the source of this 1129-nucleotide messenger RNA. RefSeq names its product PROCN domain-containing protein. NCBI's taxonomy places the organism in Eukaryota, Fungi, Basidiomycota, Agaricomycetes, Boletales, Suillaceae. The transcript is spliced from 4 exons. Gene Ontology annotation, biological process: mRNA splicing, via spliceosome; spliceosomal tri-snRNP complex assembly. Gene Ontology annotation, cellular component: catalytic step 2 spliceosome; U5 snRNP. The record is from RefSeq and is a predicted model, not a curated record. Bases 221 to 1129 code for a protein of 302 amino acids. Gene Ontology annotation, molecular function: U2 snRNA binding; pre-mRNA intronic binding; U6 snRNA binding.
CUGGUAUCUGGAGCAUUGUCCUCCUAACCAGCCAGUCAAAGUUCGCGUAUUGUACCAGAAAUUGCUCAAGUGUUUCGUCCUCAAUGAACUCAAGAGUCGACCUGAGAAGGCAAUGACUAAAAAGAAUCUCUUCUGGCAGUUAAAGGCGACGAAGUUCUCUCAGACAACAAAACUUGACUGAGUGGAAGCUGGUUUGCAGGUGUGCAGACAAGGGUAUAACAUGCUUAAUCUCCUUAUCCACAGAAAGAACUUGAACUACUUGCAUUUCGACUAUAACAUGAACUUGAAGCCAGUGAAGAUGCUUACUACGAAGGAGCGCAAAAAGUCUUGCUUCGGAAACGCCUUCCACUUAUGUCGCGAGAUUCUGUGCCUUACAAAGCUUGUUGUUGAUGCUCAUGUUCAGUUCCACCUUGGCAAUGUCAAUGCUUUCCAGCUUGUAGACGCACUGCAGUAUAUCUUUGCACACAUUGGGGCAUUGACUGGUAUGUAUCGGUACAAGUACAAGCUCAUGAGACAAGUUUGCAUGACAAAAGAUCUCAAGCACUUGAUCUACUACUGCUUUAAUACUGGCCCUGUCGGCAAGGGGCUCCUGGCUGGCGUGUCUGGCUCUUCUUCAUGUGAGGCAUUGUACCAUUACUCGAGUGCUGGCUUGGUAACCUCCUUGCGCCAAUGUGUUGAGUCUCACUAUGACCUCAAGUUAUGUGUGGCUGUCAUGCAUGACAUUCUCGACAUGAUGCCUGAGUCUAUUAAACAAAACAAGUCGAAGACAAUUUUGCAGCAUCUCUCGGAGGCGUGGUGUUGCCGGAAAGCGAACAUUCCAUGGAAAGUCCCUGGAAUGCCCACUGCGAUUGAGAACAUCAUUCUGCAGUACAUCAAGAGCAAAGCUGAUUGGUGGUGCUUGGCACAUUAUAAUCGGGAGCGUAUCCAUCGAGGUGCUACAGUUGAUAAGGCAGUAGUGAAGAAAAAUCUGGGUCGGAUGACAUGCCUGUACUUGAAAGCAGAGCAGGAAAGGCAGCAUGGGUACUUGAAGGAUGGGCCGUACAUCAGUGUGGAGGAGGCCAUUGCAAUUUACACAGCGACUGUUCACUGGCUUGAGAGCCGUAAAUUUGCUCCUAUACCAUUCCCAUAA